AUGUAUCAAACCAUAGGUAUUUCAUCGAUUCCUAAGAGUCAAGACCAAACUAAUCAAAACUACCAAGAGCAAGGAUAUUUUUCUAAAAAUCAUUUUGAUGAAGCUAUUUCAACCCAUCAAAGAAUAAUAGAAAAUAGAGAUAAAAGUCGUUUUUUUUUCCUACGUCAUAGAAAAUUGAGAAUUCUAAUUUGUUUCAAACCCGAACCAAAGACUAGAAAUGAUAUAGAUAGAAAUCGAGUAUUUUGGAACGAAAAGAAGAAAAAAAGCAGCACCCAAGUUUCCCUUAUUUCUCAAAAAGAAAACAAAGAAAGUAGAGGGUCUGUUGAAUUUCAAGUAUUCAGUUUCACCACGAAGAUAAAGGAACUGUCUUCCCAUUUAAAAGUACACAAAAAAGACUUUUCAUCUCAGAGGGGUUUGCGAAAAGUUUUGGGAAAACGUCAACGGCUGCUGACCUAUUUGUCAAAAAGAAAUAGAAAGCGCUAUAAAAAAUUAAUUGGCGAGUUGGAUAUUCGAGAGAUCAAAACUUGUUAA
Messenger RNA from Striga asiatica, 531 nucleotides. NCBI's taxonomy places the organism in Eukaryota, Viridiplantae, Streptophyta, Magnoliopsida, Lamiales, Orobanchaceae. The record is from the annotation of a GenBank genome assembly.